CUCCCCGCGUUGCCCGCCCGUGGCUGUUCCGCUUCCUCCCCCCGUUCCGCCGCCCCGCCCGGCGCUGCCGCAUCCGGGUCCUGGCGCCGCUGUCACUAUGGUCAUGGCGGAGGGGACGGCAGUGCUGAGGCGGAACAGGCCGGGCACCAAGGCCCAGGAUUUCUACAAUUGGCCUGAUGAAUCCUUUGAAGAAAUGGAUAGCACAUUAGCUGUUCAGCAGUAUAUUCAGCAAAACAUAAGGGCAGACUGUUCCAACAUUGAUAAGAUCCUUGAACCUCCUGAAGGCCAGGAUGAAGGUGUAUGGAAGUAUGAACAUUUAAGGCAAUUCUGCCUUGAGCUCAAUGGACUAGCUGUCAAGCUGCAGAGUGAAUGUCACCCAGACACAUGUACUCAGAUGACAGCAACUGAACAAUGGAUUUUUCUGUGUGCAGCUCAUAAAACUCCCAAAGAGUGUCCUGCUAUAGACUACACCAGACACACACUUGAUGGAGCUGCAUGUCUCCUGAAUAGCAAUAAAUAUUUCCCCAGCAGGGUUAGCAUAAAGGAAUCCUCUGUAGCCAAAUUAGGAUCGGUGUGCCGAAGGAUUUACAGAAUAUUUUCACAUGCUUAUUUUCAUCACCGGCAGAUAUUUGAUGAGUAUGAAAAUGAAACGUUCUUGUGUCACCGGUUCACUAAGUUUGUGAUGAAGUAUAACCUGAUGUCCAAGGAUAACCUGAUUGUACCCAUUUUGGAAGAAGAAGUGCAAAACUCAGUGUCAGGGGAGAGUGAGGCAUGAUGGGAAUGGCAGUACAGAGCCUGUACUGAAUAUAAAGCAAACAUUAAUUAUGUACUGUAUAUAUCAUUUUAGACACUUCAAUCACGUAUCCUCAUAGCUUUGUUUAGUAUACUUUUUGUAUGCUGUGUGCAUUGCCUUUUAAUAUGGGAAAUACUUUAAGUUAUUCAUGAGCUGUAUAUUCAUCAAUGUGGCACUCAUGGUUUUUAAAUAAAAGUAGUAGUAUCUGUUUAUAAUGCCUGUUAAUAAAAGAAUUUACGGUUCUCUAAAACUGCUGCUAAACAAUCAUUGAAUCACAAUCCUGAAGAUGUGUCUGACUGGGUGGGAAUAAAGUAAGAUUAAGAUUUCACAGCAAGCCAUUUUUUAAUGCAGUAGCUAUAUUAAGUCUUAGUUCAAAGAUUAUUACCUUAAAUAUAUAAUUCUGCAGGAAGCUUCUUGCAAUGUAGCUUAUUCCUAAUUUAGCUUCUAUUUUUUUAAAAUGGCUUUGAAGAUUUACUUUUUGGAUGUGCAUAUUCCUGUAUGUGUAUAUCCAAAUAUUAAUAGGAUCUAUAGUACUAGUAAUACCAAAAGGACAAUUUCACUAUGCUAUUGAACAUAUAUAUUCCUGAUAUACGUCUAACAUACUCUAUGGACUUGUUUUGUUAGCAGCAGAGGUUUGUGUGCAGCAGGGGACAGGUUCCGUCCUGCUAAGGCAGACUUCUGCUGAUCUGCAGUCCACAACUUCUCUACAGUGUAACCGUGGCAGAGAAGUCAAUGGCUUGUAUCUGUGUGUAUUUAUGGCAACUGCUUACAGAUUAUACCUCAUCAAUACUCGUGUUACACUACAUACCACACUAGAUCAGUCUUUGCUUGUACUCCUAGUAUAAACCUGCUAAGUAUUUUAAAUACUAAGCCUGAUUCUUUGCAAAAGUUAAUUAUUUCUUUCCAACAUACAGUUGUUUUUCUUCAUUCACCACAAUUAUAUUCUUUGACAGAAAGAUUUGGAUUCAUGUUUCUGUUCCCUAUCAUCAGGUGUUUCUUUCAAGUUGUGUUUGCAGAUUUGCAAUAACUGACAAUUUCCAUGAGUGCUGCUUAAUUGUGUUAUGUCUAGAAUGAUAGAAUUAAAUGUUUGAGAUGCAUACAGCAGACAUACUGCUAAGCCUACAGGAACACAGGGUCUAAAAGCACUAGCAGUGUUCUUAUAUAAAUUUUACUUAGCUGUUUAAGAAGUUAGCUGGUUGUUUCUCUCUAAGGUUGCCAAGGGCCCUCAUUUUAUUUCUAUAAGCAGGUCAGAAUGGGCUAACACAGCUGGUUUUGGUAAUUACACUUUGUUUUCUGCAUUAUACUUACCUGAAAAGAAGGGAAUCCACCUAUUUUUAAUACGUCAUUUUUCAUAAUACUACUAAACAUGCCUUAAAUUCUGUUUUUCUUUCUAUGAAUCAAGCACACCUCAAGCAACUGUACCACCUGGAUGUAAAGGGAAUUUAAACAAUGAGAAAAUGGAGAGACUAAACUUAAGUACUUCAACAGCUCUUUUUGUCUCAUGGUUAUCACUGUAUUUAAUUGUCAGCAGGGUAAUUGCAUGAGAUGUUGUCUGAGUGAAAGUAGCUUUAGUUACUGUCUAUACAUGUAGCUGUAACUUGCCUUGUAUGGACCAGGUUACUCGAUUGUGAUAGCUACGGUGCAGUUGGUGCUGCAGGUAGGAGAACUGUGUUCUAGAUGGAGUAUGCUGUAUUUAGCUUGGUUACAGUCCACUGCAGGACCAUCCUGGGUGGUUCUGCAGUGCAGACACUCUGCAUGCUGCUGUUGGCCAUGGUGACUGAGAUGGGCAAACCCAUGUCACUGGUGUUGCUAAUGACAUUUCCUCUGCAAAACUGAAGAGAAUGAUGGGGUGCUCAGGACUGCAUUAAAGUUUAAAACCUCUUUUUGUCCUCUUAUGCUUUAAAGGGUUUCACUUCAAAACAAAACUUGGAAGUUUUGGUCCCAUUUAUUCUCACUGGGAUUUGCACUGUAAAGUUAACUUGCUCUACUAAUCUGAUUUUAUAUAAGGCCUAAGUGAAACACUGCUUUGUAUUUUCCCUUGCUGUUGUUUACAUGAGUACUGUGUACACACAUGUGCCUGAUGGUACCAUAGAACUUCAGUUAGCCUAAGCAAACCAUUGAUUUGUCUAAUAAAUAUUAACAGACUUAAUUUAGACUCUACAUAAUAGGGGAACUGAGACUGUCUUUGAAUUAUAUUGUAAAAAAAAAGGAUAAAAUUAAACUGUUUCUUUAUCCA
This is a messenger RNA of Melopsittacus undulatus (budgerigar), 3029 nucleotides long. RefSeq names its product MOB family member 4, phocein (gene MOB4). Gene Ontology annotation, molecular function: ATP binding; metal ion binding; protein folding chaperone. Gene Ontology annotation, cellular component: mitochondrial matrix; cytoplasm. The record is from RefSeq and is a predicted model, not a curated record. The transcript is spliced from 8 exons. Lineage: Eukaryota; Metazoa; Chordata; Aves; Psittaciformes; Psittaculidae. The coding region runs from base 98 to 775 and encodes 225 amino acids.